AUGUAUGUGGGCGAUUUGGUUGGCUUCUACGUUAUUCCGAUGCUCCUGAACAUUGUCAUUUAUGCAAAAAUCGCCAUCGUUCUAAGUCAAUGCGGCGACAAAAUGAAGGGCAAAGAGACAGUUAAUCAAGCCGGUAGCUUGCUGCCAACACAAGUAAUGACGGAGACAAAAGUCAGCCAUAUUACCGAAGGAGUUAUUUCGGUAAUAAGUUUUCAGGUUGUGAAAAUGUUAGCGUUGGUGGUCUUUGUGUUCGCUACCUGCUGGCUACCAUAUCGAGCUAUGGUGGUGAACAACUCGUUCCGUGACGAAAAAUGGAACUCAGACGGAUAUAUCUUCUUUUCGAAGACGAUGAUCUUCAUCAACUGCGCAAUCAAUCCAAUUCUCUACAACUUGAUGUCGGCACGAUUUCGUGGAGCCUUUCGCAAUCUCUUUUAUGGCAAAGGUUCCAUCAAUCAGAAACAUCGUACGUGGUUUUGGGCUUUUUUUUGUGAUUAA
Messenger RNA from Haemonchus placei, 495 nucleotides. The record is from the annotation of a GenBank genome assembly. Lineage: Eukaryota; Metazoa; Nematoda; Chromadorea; Rhabditida; Trichostrongylidae.